CUCUUUCCGGUUAGCUUUCGAGCCAAGGUGUGUACUUUUGGCAGUCUUCUUUAAACUUUGCCAUAUUAGUGUUAAGAACAAGAGCAUAACUUGUAAUAAAAAACAGUGAACUUGUUUUGCACGAUGCCUUCUGUGACACUAAAAGACGUCGACCAGCACAAGUUCGUCAAGGCAUUUGCCGCGUUUUUAAAAAAGACCGGUAAAAUGCGCGUUCCAGAGUGGGUGGAUAUUGUAAAAUCCGCACGAUUCAAGGAGCUUGCACCAUACGAUCCUGAUUGGUACUACAUCAGAUGUGCUGCAUUGGUACGACACAUCUACAUUCGUAGCCCGAUUGGUUCUAGAGCAGUCACCAAAAUUUUUGGAGGUCGCAAACGUAAUGGCACCCAUCCCAGUCACUUCUGUAAAUCUGCUGGUGGCGUAGCUCGUAAAGCUCUCCAAAGCUUGGAGCAACUGAAACUUAUCGAGAAGGCUCCAAUCGGUGGACGCAAGCUCACUAGCCAAGGUCGUAGGGAUUUAGAUCGCAUUGCAGCUCAGGUUAAAGCAAAAAGCAAAAAACAACUCAAAAUGCAGGAAACUCUUGUUCUAUAAUUUCGUUUAAUAAAAGAAGAAAAUUGAUA
This is a messenger RNA of Megalopta genalis, 617 nucleotides long. Its product is annotated as small ribosomal subunit protein eS19A. Gene Ontology annotation, molecular function: RNA binding; structural constituent of ribosome. The record is from RefSeq and is a predicted model, not a curated record. NCBI's taxonomy places the organism in Eukaryota, Metazoa, Arthropoda, Insecta, Hymenoptera, Halictidae. Gene Ontology annotation, biological process: translation; ribosomal small subunit assembly. Gene Ontology annotation, cellular component: ribosome; cytosolic small ribosomal subunit.